AUGAGGUCCAAAGAUAAUACAGUGGACAAUAUGGUUAAUGAAGUUCUGGUUGUCACACAAACUUCACACGAUGCCAAAGAAGAGGAGGAAAGUAAAAUGCUGGAGACAGAAAAGACCAUCAAGGUUAAACAUGUGGAUGAUGAAGAGAAAAUCGGGCCUAAUGAGGAAGAUAAAUCGGCACAGAAUGAUGACCAAGUGUUUGGGCUCAGAGAUCUGUCCAAAGACAAGCUACUGAAACUGCUUGGGAUCAUGGAGGGAGAGAUCCAGGCACGAGAAGAUGUGAUCCAUCUACUGAGGUCUGCGCUGCUGAGUCGACCAGAGGAGCUGGAGUCCCGUUAUGGCCUAUCGGGUCCGACCCGACCCCUGCAAGCCCUGCAGAGAGACCGAAAUCUCGGCAACAACCGUGCACAGUACGAACAUGUGUAUGACAAGCCAAUGGCAGAGCUGGACAGAUUGCGGGAUAAGCACAAGGACUCAUAUCGCCGUAUGCUGGAACAGCUCUUGCUGGCUGAGAAAAGCCACCGGCGCACUGUCUAUGAGCUGGACACCGAGAAACGCAAACAUGUGGACUACAUGAACAAGAGCGAUGACUUCACCAACCUCCUGGAGCAGGAACGAGAAAGGUUAAAGCGCUUGCUUAAACAAGAAAAAGCAUACCAAAUAAGGAAGGAAAAAGAAUUUUCUAAACGUAUGCAAAGAACAUCUGGAGAGCUGGUUAAGCUGAAGUCCUUCGCACUCAUGAUGGUCGAUGAGCGAGAACUUCACUUGCAGAAAAUCGACAAACAGAGCCACAAAAUACAAGACCUUCUUCAAAAACAAGAGGAAAAGGAGAAGAAGCUGCAUGAGGCAGAAAGAAAAACGAAAGAAGACAACCAGAAAAUCCUGGAUCUUGAGGUUGAGCUGGAGCUAAGAACAUCUAAGUUUGCAAAAGAGCAAGAGGAGAUGUCUGCAAAACUGUACAGCCUAGAAUCUCAACAUCAGCAGCUGUCCCAGAAACAGGUGGACUUGUUACACAAACUCAAAGAGCUUGAAGGGACCAACGAAGCCCUUCAGAAAUCAGCGGAGGACCUAGAAGCUUUAAAAGACAAGAUCAGAAAGGGCGAAUGUGGCAAUUCAAAUUUGAUGGCAGAACUUGAGACUUUGAGCAAAAAAAUUUUGGAAAUGGAGGGUAAGGAUGAAGAGAUCCAUAAAACUGAGAACAAAUGCAAUGAGUUGAAGAAGAUGCUUCUGGCUGAGGAGGCUCAGAAUAAGGACCUGAGGCUAGAGGUGGAAAAACUGCAACAGAGAAUGACACAGUUCGAGACACUAGAGAUGACCUUCAAUAUGGGCAGGACAGAAUGUGCCCAGUUGCAGGCAGCUUUGGAAAAGGAAAAAACCUUGACUAAAGACCUAACAGACGAACUUGUGAGCGUUAAAAUCCGUAUGAAGGAGCUCGAAUCGUCUGAGCUGAAACUGGAAAAAGAUGAAUUAGAUUUAAAAGAGGAUCUUUUGAAACUCAAAUCAGUUACUGUAAUAAUGGUUAAUGAACACAAGAACAUGUCAGACAGAAUUAGGUCUGAGGAAAAGAAGAGGGAUGAACUGAACAAACUCUAUAAGGCAGAGCAGGAGAAAGUCAUGGAGGUCACUGAGAGGCUAAUAGAGGAAAGCAAGAAGCGUCUGAAACUAAAGUCAGAGAUGGAGUUGAAGAUAACUGCUCUUGUAAAUGAGAGAGAUGAAAUAAAGCGAAUGCUUAUCAAAGCAGAAGAACAAUGCAAAGAUCUGAGCUCCAAGCAUGUUAUAAUGAAGCACAAUACCAUGAAAAAAGAAGAAACAGAGUCUUUUCAAAAGGUGACACAUGGAAAAGAUGAGAAAAAAGUUAAGGAGCUGACUUUGGAGACUGAAAGACUGAAGAACCGCCUUCAACAGCUCGAAGCCAUUGAGCGAGACGUGAUCAAACCAGAGUACGAUUUCUUUGAAACCAAGAAAGAAAGGGCACAUUCUCUUUCACAACAGGUACAAGAAAUAAGUCAAACUGAGAUGAUUAUGGUAACAGAGCAAAGUGAGGUGGGCUGUCAAGAGACUGAACUGAGACAUCGGUUCAUGAUGGAGGAGGCCAAAACCAGAGACCUUCAAGCAGAUGUGCAAGCCCUCAAGGAGAAGAUUCACGAACUCAUGAACAAAGAAGAUGAGCUGUCCCAGCUACAAGUGGAUUAUUCUGUUCUGCAACAGAGGUUAGAGGAGGAAGACAAGAAAAAGAGCAUAAGCACUGAAGUUCUUAACCUUACCAAAGAACUUGAGGUCACAAAGCGCUACAGCCGCACUUUACGGCCCAGCAUCAAAGGAAGCAGAAUGAUGGAUGUUUCUGUGACGUCAACUGGAGUACAAACUGAUUUAGUCGAAAAUAGGACAGCUGACAGUGACACACCGGCUGCAUUCAUUAAGAAGUCCGUCCAAGAGGAGAACCGGAUCAUGAGUAGCCUGCAACAGAGGAGCAUAAAGAAGCCAGCGCCGAGACCGACAGUACGUGAACUUUACCCACCAGCAGUCAGUGACUAUACUGCAAAGAAGUCCUGGAUUCCUUGGAUGAGGAAGAAAGACAGUAGCCCUUCUGAAGUAUCUCUGGAUACCACAACUUCUGAAGUCAGCAUGUCUCAAAAGUAUGACCAGAUGAUCCCAGAUAUUCAGAACAAUGAGGCAACCUUGCAGAAUUGCACUGGCCUUUCUGAGGACUUGACCAAACAAGCUUCUGCCAAACUAUCACAAGAAACUCAGAGCUCGCAGACAACCAUCAUUCCUACAAAUGAACGAACCAAAGAGUCAAAGAAUCCAGAAAAACUUAGAUUACCAUUGACCUUUGCCUCAAUCUCGAGAGUAAAGGGUGCAGAGAUCACAAGGUCUCCCUCUAUUGACAAAUCGUUAUCUCCUGUAUCCACUGCAUCCAUCAGCAGCUCCCAAAAGUCUGUGGACAUGAUAACAGGUAGAGCUGUGUUUAAGGAGACUCCUGAAAAACGAAUGGUCCCCACACCUAUUAAGAAGUCAAGUUCUAAUGUCAUUACCGCAGAAGACAGUAAGAUUCACAUUCACUUAGGAACACAGUUGAAGAAGACCACUGAUCAUGACUCAGUCGUCAUGGCUAAGUCUAUUUCUGUGACAUCUGAGUGUAGUGAAGUUUCAACUGGAACUGUGCUACGCUCACCGCACAGUGUGACUGCCAGCAAAUCAACAUCUAGCAAAGCGAUGAGCAGCAUCACCAUCACGCAGGUCACUAAAGCACCUGCCAGACCCACACUCUCAGUGCAGCCCAUCACUGAUGUCCCAUCAGCACGAUCAGGUUUCAGUCGUAUUCCGAUGUCCAGAGGAAUGAAAACCGGAAAAGCUGUGCUUGGAGCUUUGGGAAUCACCACAGGAGUUAAAAUGGAAACCAACCCCGAGAACCAAGCCAUACACAAUGACCUGAAAAAAACCGCUGUCAUUAAUGGAGCCCUACAGGGUGGCGGGAAGAGCUGAGAGCAUUGAACAAAUAACAUACAAGUUUGCAUUUAUCUCUUGUAUACUGUAUAUGAUUGUCAUAUAUAUCAAUACUGUAUAUGAUUGUGCAAUUGUUGUGUUGCAGAGAUGCAAGGGCAGACACAGAUAGUUCUUGGGAAAUAACUAGGGAAAGUGACUUGCCUUUACUGUAGCACAAAUGCUGCAGCAAUAAUUUUGGUAGGAUAUACCAUAAGUUAGCAUCACCCUGAAUUAAAUUACUUUUCCCUAACUCUUUAUAAAAGAAAACUUUUUCCCUGAAAGUUUGAGUUAGAAUAGUUUGCAAGAGCACAAACAUUAACACAAUAAGGCUGUGAACUAGUGAGUAGUUUAAAGUAGAGAGUUUACCUGUUCGGUGUGGUGACAUUUAAUAUCUGAUAAACCUAAAACCCUCUUAAGUCUCAUUUAGACUCUUGUUAGUAACUGUUUUUAAAAGACAAGUAAAAACGUGAGGUAAAAAUAUGACAGUAUGUUGAAUUAACCACAGAACUAAAAAAAAUCAGCCAUUCUAUGUUCAAAACGAAGUGCUCACAGCAACCUAGAUCUCUAGGUUUUAUUGAUUGCAACAGAUGCAUUUAAAGAAUACUUGUCCAGUAAAAAACUGCAUAUCAAAUAAAUGAAAUCGUUUAUAUCAAAUUAAAUGUUUUAUUUGCAAAGAAUGUCUGCUAAAUGAUGUGUUUUAAUAGUGCUGUUUAUGUUUAAUGGUGUAUAAUUUUAGCAUUUUCUGGAAUGUACAUAUCCGACCAAGCAUUUUCUGUGAGUGACUACUGAUUAUUGUUUUGAACUGAAAUGAAUUGAUAAAAGCCCCACAAUGAGUAUAAUCUGUAAUGGAUUUUUAUUACCUGUUUGUAACUAAAAAAUGUUUUGCUUUCA
Molecule: messenger RNA, 4377 nt
Organism: Puntigrus tetrazona (Sumatra barb)
Lineage: Eukaryota; Metazoa; Chordata; Actinopteri; Cypriniformes; Cyprinidae
Product: filamin-A-interacting protein 1
Source: RefSeq, a predicted model, not a curated record